AUGCCAUGGCGAGCCACCAUCCGGUCGGAAUCCGGAAGGGAAGCUCGCGCCGUUGCCAUAUCCAGGCCCGGCCGCAACAUGGUGCCGGUUCAGCCGAAGGGGCCAGUCCCUGGCCCUGGUCGCUGUUGGCUGCUGGCCGCUGGCUGUCGGCUGCUCGCUCAGCUUUCGCAUCCUUCGGGGUCGAUUCUCGCGUCAAGCAACGGACAGGGUCGUCACGAGCUGGCACCUCCGGACUGGGAGCUUGCCAGGCCGUCCACGGCAUCCCUCGCCCGCACAGGACUGGGCGAAGCAUUCCCGCGGCAGCAAUUUGACAGGGUCCCGUCCAUCUCCUUCCUCUGUUCCGCUUCCGAGACGAGAUCGGCAGCUGGUUGA
Messenger RNA from Drechmeria coniospora, 372 nucleotides. RefSeq lists its product as uncharacterized. The coding region runs from base 1 to 372 and encodes 123 amino acids. Lineage: Eukaryota; Fungi; Ascomycota; Sordariomycetes; Hypocreales; Ophiocordycipitaceae. The transcript has 2 exons. The record is from RefSeq and is a predicted model, not a curated record.